Messenger RNA from Paramecium tetraurelia, 1695 nucleotides. RefSeq lists its product as uncharacterized. The transcript is spliced from 3 exons. The record is from RefSeq and is a predicted model, not a curated record. NCBI's taxonomy places the organism in Eukaryota, Ciliophora, Oligohymenophorea, Peniculida, Parameciidae.
AUGAUUUAAAAGCAUCCUCAAGUAAUAACAGUUCUUUUAAUUUCUGAAAACGAAGAAAAAGUCUAGAAUUUCAUGAAACGAAUAAAUUCAAAUAAGCUAGAAAAUCAAGAGAGAACUAUUAAUCUUUAUUAUUAACCAAUUGAUUUAAAUAAUGAUCAUAAAUGCUUACAAUAAUUAUCAAUGUUUGAAUAUGCAAUUCUCUUUUUGAAGGAUUUAGAAUUUCAUUAAUUCACUAUGGACAACUAUAAUUUUAGAAUGCUCAAAUUACUGCAGUUUUAUAAAUAUAAAUAAAUCUUUAUUAUUUAUGAUGAAAAUGAUAGUAAUUCAAGUAUUGCAUAAUUAUAGAAUCUAUACUCUUGGAUUGAUCAAGAAGUUAAUUCGAUCUUCUAUGACGAAAGAUUUAACGAUUAGCAAGAAGAAAACUAGCUAGGGUUUUCAAUCCCUAAAAUUAAAAUCUUAAGUGAACCAACUCAGAAUGAUUUCAUGGAAUUUUUCAACGAUGAAGCAGAUAUUAAAGAUUCUGAUUUAAUCUUAGCAAUCAUUAAUGAAACAGAGGUGAACAAAGGCAUAGCAUAAGUGAUAGAUGGAUUCAUUUUGAAUGGAUAAACUGUGCUUUAUCAAGAAUAAGUUGCAUUAUAAAAAGUAUAAAUUAAAAACUUUGUUGAUUACUUUUCAAAAUAAGAAAAGAAUUUUGCAUAAAAAGGAGAUAUUAUUGAAUUUUAAUUUGAUUUAAAAAAGAAAAUAAAUGGGCUUCUAAUAGGAUUAAGGUAAGAUAAAUAUCUACUCCAACCUAAAGAAAUCAAAGGUGAUUUUAUAUGUCCAUAGAUAGUGGGAUAGGGUGGAAUAUAGAAAAUCUAGAAAUCAGAUUCAAAGGCAUUUUUUUAUGGAAUUGAAUGUUAGAUUGAGAAGAAAAAAAUAUUUGGAUAAUUAGAGAAUGGUACUUAUAAAGAUUUCAAGAAUAUAACAUCAAAACCAUUUGGAAUGUCAUUUAGGAUUAGUAAACAACUUUACUUGACUCCAAACAUACUUUAAAAGAAUAUAAUUUUAUCUAUUCCCAAAAACAAGAAUUUAACAUAACAAUAAAUUUUUUGUGGAAAAAUAAAGACUUAAGAUAUAUUUUAAGUCACAAAAGUGCAGGUUCAAAAGAAAAAAGUAGUUUUAAUUCCUGAAUUGACAAGUAUUCCAUCAGAAAAUAUGAUCAACAAUGGGGUGGACUAUAGAUAAAGAUGUAGAGUGUGCAGAACUGAAAGGGCUAGAUAUGUUCCUACUAAUUGUGGGCAUCUAAGAUAUUGCAACGAUUGUAAAGAUAUAUGUAUGGAAGCAAAACAGUGCUUAUAUUGCGAUAAACCUAGCAAUAACACUCAAAGUUUCAAUAUUCAUCUUACAAAAUAACAACUUUAAAAUCUCAAAUCAAUGACUGAAUAACAAAUUAUUGAAUAUUUUGCAAACCAUCCUGAUAAAGAAAUGCUGCCUUUUAUGAAAGUUUAUAAUGAAAUUAACGAUGAAUAGAACAUUUAUUUCGAAGUAAACUGCGACAACUGCGAUUCAAGAAUUACUCAAUACUCUAUUUGUAUUAAUAAUCAUUAAACACUACUUUGUGAUGAAUGUUAAAUAAAGGAAUGUUAGGCAUGCAAGGAUCAAUUACAAAAUAAAUAAAAAAUUAUCUUUACAUUUCCAGAUGAUCCAACUGCAUGA